Molecule: messenger RNA, 6104 nt
Organism: Amphiprion ocellaris (clown anemonefish)
Lineage: Eukaryota; Metazoa; Chordata; Actinopteri; Pomacentridae
Gene: eaf1
Product: ELL associated factor 1
Exons: 6
Coding region: 151-930 (259 amino acids)
Biological process (GO): positive regulation of DNA-templated transcription; regulation of transcription elongation by RNA polymerase II
Cellular component (GO): super elongation complex
Molecular function (GO): transcription elongation factor activity
Source: RefSeq, a predicted model, not a curated record
AGCGAUGUUUUGCUAAUAGCCACAGCUAGCUAACUUUGUCUGGCAGUUGGCUACUUAAUCUGAACCUCCGGGAGUAGCCAGAUUCAACUCGGCUCUUCGCCCUAUUGUUUACAUAAAUGUGAUUUUCGACUGUUUUAAAGAAACGGAGCCAUGAACGGAAGUACGAAUCCGCUGCUGGACAAAGAGGAGCAUAUUUUGAAGCUCGGAGAAAGCUUUGAGAAGAGGCCAAAAUCUUCUUUUCACACUAUCAGAUACGACUUCAAACCAGCAUCUAUCGACACAAGUUGUGAGGGAGAACUACAAGUUGGAAAAGGAGAUGAAGUUACCAUAACGCUACCUCACAUUCCCGGCUCCACGCCUCCGAUGACAGUAUUUAAAGGAAACAAGCGACCGUACCAGAAGGACUGUGUACUCAUCAUUAAUCAUGACACUGGGGAGUUUGUACUGGAGAAGCUGAGCAGCAGCAUCCAAGUCAAGAAAACCAGGGCGGAGGGCAGCAGUAAGAUCCAGGCCCGGAUUGAGCAGCAAUCCGUUCGGUCCAACCAGCCCAGCUCCCAGUUUCGGGCCCCUACCAAGCCUGGGGCUGGAAUCAAAACCUCUCCCUCCCCAUCUAAGGAUAAUCCCUCCCCAGAGCCACAACUUGAUGACAUUAAGAGAGAGCUGCGAGCAGAAGUGGAGGUAAUAGAGCAAAUGAGCAGCAGCGGCAGCAGCAGCUCCUCUGACUCAGCCAGCGCUUCAGGAAGUGGCGACGACAGCAGCAGCAGCGACGGUGAGCACGACGCCCCCCGGCCCCUCAGCCAGACCUCCCCCAGCCGCCACCCCAUGGCCAACGGAGGAGCCGACCGGCAGCAGGGCAACAACCAGCUCAUGAACACACUCCGAAAUGACCUUCAGCUCAGUGAGUCAGGCAGUGACAGCGAUGACGACUGAACUCUUCUGGUCAGUCUCUCGCUUCACGCUCCUCCUCCUACUUUCUGCCUGGUUCACUUAUUCCUUUGCUGUGAUAGCUGACCCCAGCUGUAUAUCUUGGUUUGACUGUAUUUUUUAAUUUUAUUUUAGUAUAUCCUUUAAGCUGGCCAGCUUGGAACUUUGAGAGUGUAUUUUUUAUUAGAUGUAUAUUUUGUUUUGUAUAGCAAAACUUCAGAAAAUGAAAAGUUUACUUGAGAGGUUUGAAAGAAUAUAUAUUAGAGUGCACAUGCAUAUUUUCUGUACUUAGAGAAGCUAGUUUUAUCCACUUCUAUUAUGUGUUUUUGUUGGAUUUUAUUUCUUUCUAGUAAGUAGAGUGGGUCUUGAAAUGUCAUUCUGUAUUCCCUCCCCUCGUCUUGUCAUUUAUCAGAGAAAGCUGUGGGAGUCUUCUCUACAACAUUAUGUUUUUAUCAGUUUGCUAAGCAUACAAAAAAUGCAGAAUUGCACAAAUAUCCUGAAAAUGAGCAACACAUCAAAGAAAAAAAUGCCAAUUUGCCAUCUGCUAAUCUAGUCAGUGUUGAGAUCAGUAUUGAGCACAAGAAUCAACUUUAUUCUGUGCCUUCCUAAUCUCAACUCUAGGUGGCUGUUUGCUGUUUAUUUUAGAGAAUAAAUAAUCUCACUAAAGGUCAAUGUGUCAAGCUAAUGUUAGAUGACCUUUGUUAAGGAAUAUGGCUGGUGUCAUUCUACAUUUGCCUUGCAGACAACAAAUUCCAUGAAAAAAACAAAACUAAUAUGUCAGAUCGUCUCUCAAUAUGCCUCAACUACUGUAAUACAAGGUAGAAUUGUUUGAAUGGUUCACCAACAUAUUAUCUGAAUUUUAAAAAGGAUUAGUAGUGUGUUGACGCAGCCAGGCACUGGAAAUGAAAUAGGAAAAUGCAUUUGUUAGGAACUAUUUUCAGUGGCAGAUUUAUCAAAAUUUGGUAGGUUAUGCUUUGUUUUUUGAAUUUGUUGAUAAGGAAAAAAAUAAUUUUCUAGGUUUCCUUUUUAAAAUGUGUACCCAUCAUAGAUGAAUUUAUCUGAAUUAUGUUUCAAGUUGCUGCUCUAAUGAUUUUUAGGGUUUGGCUGAAUGCAAGACUCCUAUUUUCUUAUACCUGGUAGGAAACUAGAGGUGCAACAUGUUGUUAUGUUUUAUGAUUUCACCACAAGGGGGCAGAAAAGACUCAUUAACAGGUUUGUAGUGACUAUACUGGUAUAGAUAAUAUGUUAGCAAAGAAUUGAAUGUAAGUGUAGUAUUCACUCUAACUUUAGCUCUGGUUUCAUUUCUACUAACUGAAGAAAUUCAUCAGACUCAUUAGCUGCUAGAUGUUCCAUUUUCUUCACCAGCUACUCAUUUACUUCCUCUAUCAUGUAGCACUAGAUAUUAUUCUCUCUUAACUGUUUUAACUUAUGCAGCAGCAAAAGUUUUAUACAGGGAUAAUGAUUAGAGCCUUAGAAGCUCAGUCUGUCUGGAGUGGGAGGAUCAAAAAUAAUGAGCUAAAAAAGCUAAAGAAUUUCAGUCCAACUGCAAAAUUGGCUGUUGUUGGCAGUGUUACCAAAUAUAACUAAAUGCAGCUGUUAUAGUUCUGCUGUCCUUUGGCAUCUUACAGACAGUACAAAUGUAUUUUCUCAGCUCAGUUACUUUUGAGAAUUGUGGAUGUUAAAUCCUGCACUGUCAGUCAGUGAAAGAGUAACUGAUAAGUUAAUCAAAAUUUUAACAAGAAAAGCACUCAGAGAGCACAGUACUCCACCAAGGCUGCUCAGUUAUUGUACGUUUUCUGACGGAUAAGUCCCGAUAAGUCCACAGCGGUGGAUUUGUAGUAGGAUCACAAUCAUGUGAUCAUCAGCAGGCAGCUGACGUAGCGUUCACUUGUAGUCAUAGUUACAGUGGCACCGUGCCGCUAUCUGGCAAUGAUACAGAAAUCUGUAACGAAUCCGUGGAUUCAGACUAUAAGCUACAUCACUGCCAAAAUCUAAUCAGGUGGCCCUUGUGUCAUUUCUGACCUUCCCUGAAAAUUACAUCCAAAUCUGUCCGUUUUUGAGUAAUGUUGCACACAGAAAGACAGACAAAUGCACGCCGAUUGUCACAUAGCUCCGCUACGUUGCUUAGCGGAGUACAAAGGGUUAAGAUUUGAAGGGGGCAUCCAUAUACGAGUACAAAAAUGUCCUUAUCUGUUGUGGAAAAACAAACCCUGAAAACCAAAAUAUGCAGGAUAGAGUUUGAAAAGGGAAAUACAUUUCCCUCAAAGGGAUUUAGCUCUCUUUUUUUUUCAAAAUUGCCAUUUUUUUGUUGCAAAUUUAUUGUAUCAGCUACAUGUUGUAUUUUUUUAAACAGAGAACAUUUUAUUUUUGAUCCAGACUUUUCAUAGAAUACCUAUAUCAUAGUACCAUUCCAUGCCUUACAGCAUUUCAGUUGGGAAAUUAAGGUGAAUGUGUCAUUUUAUUAAAAUGCCAAAGAGUUGAACUGCCCCUCAUCAUGUUCAAGAUGUGCAGGAAUGUUCACAGUGUAACAGUGUCAUGUCAGUGUGUUUUUGUAUUUUACUAUUAUAUCGGAUUGUUUUGUGAGUGACUUCUCCCUUUAUCUGCCAGAGACACUGGUGCUAGUGAAUAUCGGUUGGUAUUGGUUGUAUGAUAUAUCAUUAUAAAAGCAGUGCAACAGCCUAGAGAUAGAAGAGUUUCAUUACAAAAUGGACAGACAUAGCUUUUACAUUGGCGUUUGAAUGUUGUUUUAUUUUCUCCAAAAGCAUGCGUUUUUCACCAUGACAUAUGUAAAAAGUGAAACACUUAAUCAUGAUCACAAAUGAGCUCUUCUUGUUAGACAGCUGACAAGAGUUCUAGUAAACUAAGAUUACUAACUUUAAAGAACAACUGUGUAUGUUUCGUGGGAUCUAGCAGUGAGGUUGCAGAUUGCAAACAAAUGAAUGGCCUUUUUUUAUUCCUCCAUUUCCAGUCAUGACGAUGAGCCCAUGGUGGCUGCUCUAUCUAGAGCUAGUGUUUGGUUUGUCCAUUCUGGGCUACUGUAGAAACAGGGCAGGCGGUCCUUUACACGCUUCCUCUGUCUAAAUGAGAGGUUUCUUCUAAGCUAAUGGUUCACAGGUAGACGUGAUUAUAUGAAAACAUAAUUCUGAACAUUAUAUUCAGUUUCUGCUAAGUGACCCCCAAACUCCUGCACAUUGGCCCUUCAAAAUCAGGCACAUGCUGUACACAAGAGAGACAAAGACAUGAUUGUACCCCUAACACAUAGAGUUUACACUAUUCUUGUUUUAAAUCAUUUUUCUGAGAAGUCUGUCUACACAAACAGUGUUUCGGCCACGUUUUCAGUCAUCUUUCUCAAGCACGUUUUAAUGAAUAUUGACAGCUGUCUACCAAGGCCACUUAACAGCACACAUUUUACACGUGACCACAACUCAAAGCAUCUUUUUAGGUCUAAGCUUAUAUUAUGCAACCACAGUAACCCUGUACUGAGCUCUGGGUUCUGCCACAACACAGGUGACCUGUACACCACUCUGUAGUACUGGACUGAGGCUGCUGCUGCUGGUUCUCUGACAUGCCACUUUCAUUAUGAGACACUUGUAGAAAUGGCACUAGAGAUGUUUGUGUGACUGUACAUCUGCAGAGGGACAAUAAUAGCACAGAAACAAGUGCUUUUUCAAUUAAACCAGCUGUUCUCUAUAUAAGUAACACUCUACAGUGGGCUGUAAAUUGAAAUCUCAGAUACUUAAGACAGUUAAUAUAGGCAGUAAAUAGGAAACGAUUUCAGGUGCCGCCUCGGUUAAAUUUCUUGCGCACCCACAGGUGUUUUCACUUUGCACCUAGUUAGGCUUCUUCUCAGGACUGUGCUCCAUUGGCAUCGGCGUCAUUCACAUUUUGCACCUUUUCAAGCUACAGUAUGUGAGAUCAGCAAGAGUAAGCUAGAUUUAGAAAGUACACGAGUACAGCUGGAUUCUUGAGCAGUGGAUCAGGGUGCAUUCAAACUACAUCAUGUUCCAUUAACCACAGGACUCACCCCCACCAGAAAAGACAAAAGAGAUAAUUACCUGUCCAACAGAAGAGCAGCCCACAUAACUUUUCAGGCCCUUUGACUCCUGGAGUUGCAGGUUUUGAUGUAUAACUCAAACACAUCAAUGUGUGCAGCGAGCCUUGUAGUCUCUGGUGACCUGCAAAGUGUGCAUGGCCAGAGUGCAUGCAGGUGGGCGGGACAUUCAGUCAUUUCCUGCAGCCUGGAUGCAAUGAUUGGUUGGCUUUUUGCAAGUGUGUGACUGCCUCAGAUGACUGGUUUAUUUAGUUUUAUCAUCAGAGCAGUUGAUUUAUUCAUCGUUGUUUGGAUGUGAGGAAAGAUUAAACAAAUAAUGCUACAGGAAAACUUGGCAUACUGUAUCUUGAAGGUGGAACACACUUUACCAGAGAUGGAUGGGAUCAUCAACCACAUUGAAAAAAAAACAUCUGAAAACACCUGUAUGUGUGUGCGUGUGUGCAGGGCUUGCAAAUUGAAAACCGCAACAUUGCUACCAAAUCAAAAUGAGUAAAUUCAACUGAAUUCUGAAUUACUUUGCAACAAACAUUACAAGGAUGGAUGAGCAGCAUUUUGAAAUGAAACUCUUCAAUUAGCAUUUAGGACAUACGUUUUUGCAUUGCUGGAAUUAUCUGCCAUCAUACAGUAUGUAGCUGGUCUUGUUGGUGUUUAUAUCACAGCUGUGUUCCUUAAAAUGAUUUUCUGCUGGAUUUUUUUUUCAUUGACAGUCACUGACACACUGCACCGUGCUAAAAAUCAUUGUAAGUCAGAUAUUCUGCCUCUCGGAUUAUCACUUAAGUAUUUCUUCUUCCAUCUCGGAAAUUAGAAAUUACACACCCCCAUGGUGUUGACGAUUAGUUUCUCAACCUGGCCGAGCCUACAGUUGUUAUCCUGCGUUUAAACAUCAGCUGUACAUGAAGUUAGAGUGGAUGGUAAAGUGUUGAAUGAUUAAACCACCGAAGCAGGUGGACACAAAGGUCUAAUUUACCACUCUGGUAUUUUCCCUUGAAAACUGUACAACUCUUGAAAGGUAGUUUUGUUGUCUAAUGAUGUCUGUUGUAUUUGGUGCUUUAGUUGUCAUGUUUUUAAUUUAGAGCUAUGUGAACUAUGUUUGUACAAAUUUGAAGUGUAUUAAAGGUGUGCAAAUGCA